AGCGCCGACUUCCACUACGCCGGUUCCCAUUUUUUCGCCACUCCGAGAGAGAGAGAGGAGAGAGGAGAGAGGAGAGAGAGAGAGCAGGGGAAAUGGCGGAGGCGGACAUCGACGACCUUCCCAGGAACGACGCCAACCACACGGCUCUCACGCCGCUCUGGUUCCUUGACCGCGCCGCCCUCGUCCACCCGAACCGCCUCUCCGUCGUCCACGGCUCCCGCCGCUUCACCUGGGCAGAGACCUACCGGCGGUGCCGCCGCUUCGCCUCCGCCCUGCACUCUCGCUCGAUCGGCCACGGCAAGACGGUAGCUGUAAUUGCACCCAACAUCCCAGCAAUUUACGAAGCUCAUUUCGGCAUUCCAAUGGCCGGGGCAGUAUUGAACACCAUUAACAUUCGGCUAAAUGCUGCCACUAUUGCAUUUUUGCUGGGUCAUUCUUCUGCAUCUGUUGUCAUAGUCGACCAGGAGUUCUUCACACUAGCCGAGGAAGCUCUUAAGAUCAUCGCUGACGAAAAGAAAGCAGCAUUCAAGCCUCCUAUUCUUAUUGUGGUCGGCGAUGAAACAUGCGAUCCUAGCUCUCUCAAAUAUGCUAUUGGAAAAGGUGCGAUCGAGUACGAGAAAUUCCUAGGGUCCGGGGACCCUGAUUUUGCCUGGAAGCCUCCGAAGGAUGAGUGGCACAGCAUCGCCCUGGGUUACACUUCUGGCACCACAUCCAGCCCUAAGGGAGUGGUGCUGCAUCACCGGGGAGCUUAUCUAAUGGCUCUCAGUUGCGCUUUGAUAUGGAAUAUGACCGAAGGAGCCAUCUACUUAUGGACUUUGCCGAUGUUUCACUGCAACGGGUGGUGUUAUGCUUGGACCCUGGCCGCACUUUGUGGGACGAGUAUAUGCCUACGCCAGGUGACACCCAAGGCUGUUUACUCCGCGAUAGCCCAUCAAGGCGUUUCCUACUUUUGUGCUGCUCCUGUCGUCUUAAACUCGAUCGUCAAUGCCCCUCCAAGCGACACUAUUUUGCCUCUCCCGCGAGUUGUGAAUGUCAACACUGCCGGUGCUGCUCCGCCGCCAUCGCUCCUCGCAGAUAUGACCAAACUUGGUUUCCGAGUCACCCACACGUAUGGCUUGUCAGAGACAUUCGGUCCGUCGGUUCUUUGUGCAUGGAAGCCUGAAUGGGAUCAGCUUCCGCUCGAUGAACGGACACGCCUCCAUUCCCGCCAAGGCGUCCGCUAUGUUGGCCUAGAAGGCCUUGACGUCGUUAACUUGAAAACCAUGGAGCCGGUCCCUGCAGAUGGUGCCACACUCGGCGAAAUUGUCAUGCGAGGGAACGUCGUCAUGAAGGGCUACCUGAAGAACCCAAAGGCCAAUGCCGAGACCUUCGCUGGUGGUUGGUACCAUUCCGGUGACAUAGGCGUGAAGCAUCCAGACGGAUACAUAGAAGUCAAAGAUCGCGCAAAGGAUAUUAUCAUCUCAGGGGGCGAGAACAUCAGUAGCUUGGAGGUGGAGAGCCUUAUGUACAUGCAUUCUGCGAUACUUGAGGUCUCGGUGGUGGCCCGACCGGACGAGCAGUGGGGGGAGUCACCAUGCGCAUUUGUAACCUUGAAGGACGGCAUCGACUCUUCAAACGAGCAGGCACUGGCAGAGAGCAUCAUCAAGUUCUGCCGUGCAAAAAUGCCGGCCUACUGGGUCCCCAAAUCCGUCGUCUUCGGGCCGUUGCCGAAGACGGCGACUGGGAAGAUCAAGAAGAACGAACUGCGGGAAAAGGCCAAGGCCAUGGGACCAGUGAAGAAAAGUAGGCUGUAAAUUUUCAGAUUGUUUGCUGCCGUUUUCCAUAUUCAUUCCAUCAUGAUCUUCGACUCUUGCUGUUUUUGUUAGUGGUCUGUAACCUUAUAUCUUCUUGUGGUCCCUAAUAAAAUCGGAAAUAAAUUAUGCGA
Zingiber officinale is the source of this 1924-nucleotide messenger RNA. Its product is annotated as acetate--CoA ligase CCL3-like. The coding region runs from base 93 to 1793 and encodes 566 amino acids. The record is from RefSeq and is a predicted model, not a curated record. The transcript has 3 exons. Lineage: Eukaryota; Viridiplantae; Streptophyta; Magnoliopsida; Zingiberales; Zingiberaceae.